CAGACGGGCUCCAGUUCGUCCUCCGGCGCAGGGAGCGCAGCAAGCCGCGCGUGGCCACAACUUACUGCACGAGUUUUUACCUUGAGGGACUCUUCUUCUUCUCCUGUUCGUUUCUACUCUGUCUGUUUUCACGCAGAAACGUCACAGAAGUCACUUUUAAGAAGUUGUUCAAGUCGCAGGCGGAUUAAACCCACCGAGAAAACGCAUCAAGUGGUUUUUACGCACCUGGCUCCCUGUGGCGCAGAAAGAGGACGCUUCUGGAUAUUUUUUGCUCACAUUAAGCAAAUGUUCAAAGUAUCUUUAUUUCAUGUGAGCACCUUUUUGUGGUAAACUCUGUACAGAGCUGAUGAUGCGACUCUUUCAGGCAUACAAGACGUGUUUGGAGGACAUGCAUGUUCCAUGGUCGUUAGAUUUAUUGGGACGUGACUGCCGGAUAUGAACUUUCUCCGUAAUGAUUGCAGGAGCGCUGGUGAAUGAUUGACAGCGUGAAGACUCUUUCCAACUGGCUGUGCCAUCAGAUAUCAAUUAUAACCUUCAACAAGCUGAUUGGUGGAGCAGAACAUUCUUUUAUUGACUCAUCCAGAAGAUAAAGUUUCAGUCAUGAACUUUGGUAAAAUAAGCCCUGAUUUUUUUAAAUUGAUGUAAAGACUUUAGAUUUUCCCUGAUAACUGAGACUUAUUUCAGCAUGGCAUCAGCAGAGAGACUCGCACCGUACAGGCUGAUGUUGUUCCUGUAUCUUUUUAUCUGGUCUCCUGAUUUAACAUUAGGAGCCUCCAAGGACCUGUCUUGUGAGCCUAUUACGGUGCCCAUGUGUAAGAGCAUCGGCUACAACCUGACCUACAUGCCCAAUCAGUUCAAUCACGACACCCAGGAGGAGGUGGGGCUAGAAGUGCACCAGUUCUGGCCCCUGGUCCGCAUCCGCUGCUCCCCGGACCUGCUGUUCUUCCUGUGCAGCAUGUACACUCCAAUCUGCCUGCCUGACUACAGGAAGCCGCUCCCCCCCUGUCGCUCUGUGUGCGAGCGGGCCAAGCGGGGCUGCUCCCCCCUCAUGAGCCAGUAUGGCUUUGAGUGGCCUGAACGGAUGAGCUGCGAGCAGCUGCCACAGCUCGGCGAUGAGACCCUGUGCAUGGACCAGAACAGCAGUGAGACUACCACUCUGGCUCCUCCGUUCCCAAAGUCCACCCCGAAAGUCAGAACCAGACCUCCCAGCCCAUCACAGUGUGACAGGGAGUGCCGCUGCAGAGACCCCCUGAUUGCCAUCAAGCGGGAGUCCCAUGCUCUUCAUGGCAGAGUCCAGACAGGGCCUUUGCCCAACUGCGCCCAGCCCUGUCACCAGCCCUACUUCUCAGCAGAUGAACGAGCCUUUACCAGCUUCUGGGUAGGACUCUGGUCCGUGCUAUGCUUCAUCUCCACCUUGACCACCGUGGCCACUUUCCUCAUUGACAUGGAGCGGUUCAAGUACCCGGAGAGGCCCAUCAUCUUCCUGGCUGCCUGCUACCUCUUCGUCUCCUUGGGUUACAUCAUACGUCUGGUUGCAGGGCAUGAGCGAGUGGCUUGUGGGUCAAGCAGCCUUGGUGGAAACCAGCUGCACAUCCUCUAUGAUGCUUCUGGCCCUGCUCUCUGCACCCUCGUCUUCCUGCUGGUGUACUUCUUUGGGAUGGCCAGCUCCAUCUGGUGGGUGGUGUUAUCUUUCACAUGGUUUCUUGCAGCAGGGAUGAAGUGGGGCAGUGAGGCCAUUGCUGGAUACUCACAGUAUUUCCACCUGGCUGCAUGGCUCAUCCCCAGUGUCAAGUCCAUCGUGGUCCUCGCUCUCAGUUCUGUGGAUGGGGACCCUGUGGCUGGGAUCUGCUACGUUGGGAACCAAAGUCUGGAGAAUCUGAGGGGAUUUGUGCUGGCCCCUCUUGUGGUCUACCUCUUCACAGGCUCGCUUUUCUUACUGGCUGGGUUUGUCUCUCUGUUCCGCAUCAGGAGCAUCAUCAAGCAAGGUGGCACUAAGACGGAUAAACUGGAGCGACUGAUGAUCCGCAUUGGGCUGUUCACAGUGCUGUACACGGUCCCUGCCACCAUUGUGGUAGCCUGCCUGGUCUAUGAGCAGUACUACCGACCUGGCUGGGAGCGAGCCUUGGCCUGCUCCUGUCUGUCGGAGCGCCAGCUCUCGGGCUUGGGCCCAGACUAUGCUGUCUUUAUGCUCAAGUACUUCAUGUGCUUGGUGGUGGGCAUCACAUCUGGAGUCUGGAUUUGGUCGGGAAAAACUCUGGAGUCCUGGAGGAGAUUUGUGGCUAGAUGCUGCCCCUGCUGGCCGCACAAGGCCACUGCACCGCCUUCCAUGUACAGCGAGGCCAGCACAGCCUUAACUGGGCACACUCGAACUGGGUUGACAUCAGGGAUGUAUCAAAAAGGCCCUCCGUCCCAUUUAUGAACCGUGUGUCACCGCGAAACAUUUUCAAGAACCGAACACUUGUGAUGUGAUUGUUCACAAAAAUCAGAACCAUUUGUUGGUGUCAUUUGACCUUAAAUAUAAACUAUAAACGGUAAAUGUACAGAACGAAAAGAUUUAGAGCGUUAAAAAAAAAAAGCAUACAGUUAGGGUGAUACUGGUUAAAAAAAGUAACAUAUGUUUGAGGCUCUGAAUCUUGAGAAAAUCCCUAUAAGUGAUUCUUUUUUUUUUUUUUUUUGCACUCAAGCUGAGACACUUGACCAAAUCUGACUCACCUAAUAAAAAAAAACAAUCUGAUAUUCCUGAGCACUGGAAAAAUAACAAUAUAUAUUUAUUGUGUACAUAUUGCAAAUAUUUGUGGUAAAGAAAAAGAACGUAAUGUGUUUAGUUUCUAUUAAAAAUGUUUAAGAGACCACAGAAACAAAUAUUUGUGAUCUGGAGAAACGGUCUAUAAAUGUGACGUUAUAGCUGUGUGUUUGCGUUGUGGUGCUCUGUGUGAAUCUAAACUGAAUGUGUUCUUGGAAAUUCAUUACUGUGACUAGGAACUUCAUUUGUUUUGUCUGUAUAGUGCGUUCUAACAAGACCUCUUUAGUUAUGUGAAGUCAUUAAAGUGUCUUUGUGAACUUUGUGAAA
Girardinichthys multiradiatus is the source of this 3070-nucleotide messenger RNA. It is a transcript of the gene fzd5, whose product is annotated as frizzled class receptor 5. Gene Ontology annotation, cellular component: plasma membrane. The coding region runs from base 686 to 2419 and encodes 577 amino acids. Gene Ontology annotation, molecular function: Wnt receptor activity; Wnt-protein binding. The transcript has a single exon. Gene Ontology annotation, biological process: non-canonical Wnt signaling pathway; canonical Wnt signaling pathway. The record is from RefSeq and is a predicted model, not a curated record. NCBI's taxonomy places the organism in Eukaryota, Metazoa, Chordata, Actinopteri, Cyprinodontiformes, Goodeidae.